Messenger RNA from Acanthochromis polyacanthus (spiny chromis), 1716 nucleotides. RefSeq lists its product as uncharacterized. Lineage: Eukaryota; Metazoa; Chordata; Actinopteri; Pomacentridae. Bases 316 to 1113 code for a protein of 265 amino acids. The transcript has 2 exons. The record is from RefSeq and is a predicted model, not a curated record.
CAGAACAGGUCUACUUCUCUGUGAGACGAGCUUGGGGCGAUAAAAUGUGAAACAUCUGUUUGUUUCACGUCUGCACACACUUUAAGCCGAGCCCCACUGGAUGUGAGCUGCAGCUUCCUCUGUGGGAUUCUUCAUGGAUACUUCCCACAUCCUGACGUCAGCUGGAUGUGUGACUUUUCCUCCCCAUCCCAGCCUCAGACUGACGCAUUCACAUAUCAGCUCCUCACCAGCAAUCUGAGGCUCAUGUCUACAAACAUACAGCAUCCACACAUUACCUCCAGUCAGUAUGCAGCCUGAGACUCUGACCCUGCAGUGAUGCCGGCCUUCAGCCCUCCAGCUCCUCUCCUCUGCGUGCUGCUGUGCGUCUCGGUGGCUCUGCAGCGAUCUGACCUCCGCCUGGCUUACGUGACCCACAACAGCUUCUUCUACUACUCCUGCAGCCAGAACCCAGAACCCUGCAGCACCUCCUCUCUGGCAGAGUGCAGAUGUAAAGACAUCCGGCCCCAGUCGCACUCGUCUCCCGUUUUCCGGAUGAGACGUUUGACCGUUUGGUUCACGUCGCCAUCGAACACGGCUCGUCUGCUCAACAACUCGGAGGUGAGGCAUCUGACUCUGAUCCACUGCGGUCCUGGAGGAUCCAGAGGGACGCCGUCUUUUUCCCUGGAGGGGCAUUUUACCGUGCAGCACCUGGAGAGAGUGACGGUGGUGAAACUGCCACAGAGGUUUUUCCAUAACUGCCCGGAUGCAAACAAGGCCAAGAACACGGACUCAAACGCUGACCCAGACAGAGAUAACGCCGCCUAUUUAGACAUGAACAGAUACAACAGGGAUAGAGACACGAAUCUGGACCUCAUUGAAGACGUGAAGAGAGAUUCCUUGGCUUUGUCAUCGAGCCAGAUCCAAGACAUCUACCUGGGCAGGGAACUGGGAGCGGCGUACCACGAACAGGCCAGACUGGGAGUCAUCCACGGCUCAGUGCUGGAGUGGGGCGCCGUCGUCAAAGCCUACACAAUUCAGACUCACAUAGACAGCGAUGGUCUGCUGCCCUUCCCUGACCUCCACCUGCCAAAGCUACCAGAGACAUCUGUUAUAUACGUCAGCUUCGUCUACUGACACCACGCUAGUUUGGAAGGCCUACAAAAGGAGGAAGAUGAUCUGAUGUUCAGGAAAAAAACCUCACUACUCAUCUACAGUCUAUUUAUCCUCUAAAAAUGGGAGAUAAAGUGGUCAUUAGUUUACAGACCGUUGCCUUUAAAGUGGCAAAUUAGCAUCUUCAAGCUGACAUUUGGCACGAGAAAAAGUCUGAGGGCAUUUUGUAUUUAAAGCCAUUUGCUAAAAGAUAGAACACAAAGACUGAAAAGACUGUUUCCAAAACAUCUUAGGUUAUGUUUAAUCUGUUCAAAAUGCUAAAGUUCAGUCAUCUUCUCAAAGUAGACUUAUGGGAAAAUUGUCCAACUUUCUUGGGCAGAAACUGAGAAGAAAUUUGAAUGAGGUUUUUUUGUUGCUAUUUUUUCUGAGAUAACUUUUUCUUGUUUCAAUAGCUUUGAUGAUAUUUUUCAGAAGUGGUUAAAAACAUGUUAGAACCAAAUCUGUCAUCUAAUGAGAGACGCUCUGAGGGAAGAGCAAAGUUUUGAGAUGAUGUCUGUACUGAGCUGAAGAACAAAAAUAAAAGAAAAAGUGGCACUACAAGCACAAUCCACUUCCAUUUUCUGUUAA